Perkinsus marinus ATCC 50983 is the source of this 633-nucleotide messenger RNA. Its product is annotated as Charged multivesicular body protein, putative. The transcript has 4 exons. NCBI's taxonomy places the organism in Eukaryota, Perkinsozoa, Perkinsida, Perkinsidae. Gene Ontology annotation, cellular component: multivesicular body. Gene Ontology annotation, biological process: late endosome to vacuole transport via multivesicular body sorting pathway; vesicle budding from membrane. The coding region runs from base 1 to 633 and encodes 210 amino acids. The record is from RefSeq and is a predicted model, not a curated record.
AUGAAUCGGAUAUUCGGGGUCGGUAAGAAGAAGGAAGCUCCCCCAGCCCCGACAGGGCCGUCUCUGGCGGAGACUAGUGAACAUUUAGACAGCCGAGUUGAACUGUUGGAUAAGAAAAUUAAACAGUGUGAUGAGGAGCUGAUCAAGUACAAGCAGCAAAUGGCCACUAGGUCCGGUGCGGCCGGGGCGAAACAACGGGCGUUGGCGGUACUGAAAAGGAAGAAGAUGUAUGAGGGUCAGAGGGACCAGAUGAUGAACACACAGUUCAAUGUGGACCAGAUGAACGACUUCAACAUCGACCAUGUCGAGGAUGUUGUUGACGAUAUGGCAGAUAUAAUGAUGGAUCAGGAGGAGAUCAAUGACAUUUUGGGUAGAAGUUAUAAUCUCCCCGAGGGAUGCGAUGAUGCCUCUCUGGAAGCUGAGUUUUCUAUGCUGGAAGAAGAGGUCGCCAUGGAUAAGGAGAAUGAGCUUCGGGCGGUAGUGAGAGGGUCAGGGACUCGAUCGUUAGCGAAGUUCUGUUGCCGUCUCAGGGACCAUCAGCUCCGACCUACCUACCAACUGCUUUACCGGGAGGAGAGCAACAGGCAACAACGACGACCACCGCUGCUGCUGAGACUUCAGCAACUCAUUUAG